UCAGUAAUUAGCGUGACAUGGUCGGUCGGCUAUGUAAAAUAAGAAACAAGUACAACAAUAAUGGAAGACAGAAAUAAAUCGGUUACACAAAAUACCAGUCCAAACUGAGCACAUACGCACAGCAAUGAAAAACGAUAAGAAGUUACUUAUGUUAACAUAAUAUUAUCGUUGAUUGAUAGUCGAACGUGAAUCGUGGACCGAAUAACACUGUCAUCCCCAGAUAUGCAUAUGCUCUCCGACUCUUAACAAACCAUGUUUUAUUUAAUUUGUGAAUUUUACUAAAGUAUUAUUUAUUGACAAAAUUUAUUUUGUUCUACCACGCGGUAAGCAAUAUAUUCACAAGAAAUACAAAUAGCAUGGAUUUGUAUACCGCGUGCACAUUGAAUCACCCCAAGGUUACCGAUUUACUGAGUGAUAACUUGAACACAGCCAAUAACAAGGGAUGGACAUACCUAAUGUACGCGUGUUAUUAUGGAAAUGAAGCGCUUGUCAAUCGUAUAGUGGACACAGAUUCAACAACUUUAUUUGCAAUUAACAAAGACAAACAAACACCAUUGAUGAUAGCGAUUAUGUCCGGAAAUGUAUCUAUCGUAGAGAAAACAUUCCACAAUGACAUAAUGGAGGUACCUGAUAAGUUGGGUAGAACAGCAAUGUUUUAUGCAGUGUUGUACAACCAAGAAGACAUUUUGGAGUUCUUUAUCGAAAAAGGAGCUAAUUCUGACGUCAUUGAUAAAUUUGGGAAAACUAUGACGAUGACUGCCAUUUCUAAAGGGUUUCGGAGAGUAAUGAAAUUGCUUUCGGGAUAUUGUAAUAAACGAGGGAAUGAUAUCAAGAUAGAAAACACGUGGGAAGACCACCAUGAAUUUUCCAAUUUUGACAAAGAAAACGACAAUGAGCGUUUAGAUUACCAACUAGAGAAGCUAUUACGACAAUUAUCAUUGGAAAAAUACUGGCCUAUGUUUGACGAACUAAGUAUUGGUUAUGAAGAUUUUUUGAAAUUAACCGAAGAAGACUUAAAAAAUAUUGGCAUUACCUUAUUCGGUCCAAGAAGAAAAUUAAUUAUGACUAUUAAUAAAUUAAAUGAAUUGAGAUCUUCAGAAGAACACACAAGAAGUUAACUUAAUUAUUUUAUUUUAUAACAUUUUAUAGGUAAUAAUAAUAUAUUUUUGUGAUUUUUUUUUACUACAAUUUAUUUUUUACAAUUUUACUUAUGUUAGAAAAUGUGUUGAAACUUGAACUAUUAAUUUUUUUUUUGUCGAAAUAACCUAAUUUUAUAUUCAGAGACGUAAAACAU
This is a messenger RNA of Adelges cooleyi (spruce gall adelgid), 1294 nucleotides long. RefSeq names its product ankyrin repeat and SAM domain-containing protein 3-like. NCBI's taxonomy places the organism in Eukaryota, Metazoa, Arthropoda, Insecta, Hemiptera, Adelgidae. The transcript is spliced from 6 exons. Gene Ontology annotation, molecular function: protein binding. Bases 357 to 1118 code for a protein of 253 amino acids. The record is from RefSeq and is a predicted model, not a curated record.